UCGAAAUGCCUGGAAAACACGCGUGUCCAGAUCCAGGAAUCGAUACUCGAUCAUCUGGAGAAACGGGAGCACCGAUUUGUCUGGCUUCGUGGUUCUCCAGGUACUGGAAAGACUGCUAUAUCGAUGAGCGUUGCCUCGGCUCUCAAAAAACAAGGUCGCUUGGCUGCAUCUUUCUUCUGGGACAAAAAUCGGAAGGGAGAGGGACUUGCUUCGAUUGAACAUUUUCCCUCUACUCUUGCACGUCAGCUCGCCUCGUUUAAUGCCGAGUAUGAGGGUCUUCUUGUC
Cantharellus anzutake is the source of this 285-nucleotide messenger RNA. RefSeq lists its product as uncharacterized. The record is from RefSeq and is a predicted model, not a curated record. The annotation marks the transcript as partial. The transcript has a single exon. Lineage: Eukaryota; Fungi; Basidiomycota; Agaricomycetes; Cantharellales; Hydnaceae.